This is a messenger RNA of Didymodactylos carnosus, 1129 nucleotides long. The record is from the annotation of a GenBank genome assembly. Lineage: Eukaryota; Metazoa; Rotifera; Eurotatoria; Philodinida; Philodinidae.
AUGGAACACCUACCCGAUGAACUAUGGGUUCUAAUCUUUCGUUAUUUACAUAGAAUCGAUAUCUUACAUUCAUUUAGUCAACUGAGCAGUCGUUUUCAACAAAUACUUCAAUCGUACUAUGAGAACAUGAAUUUAAUAAAUGUUUCGUAUCGUCACUACAAAAUACUUUGUGAACAGAUAUUACCUUUACAUGGUUCUCAAGUACGUUCACUAAUACUCCACAAUAGUCUACAACUGAAUAAAUUUAAAGAACAUAUCAAGCAACUACCGCAUCUACAGUAUUUGAAGUUGACGUCUGAUUAUGAUGAUGAGGAUAGUAUACAUGAAAUUGAAUAUUAUGUUGAUCGAUUACCACAAUAUUUAACUGAUCUUCAUAUCGAUGGAUGUUUCGUUCUGUCUUCAAUACUAAUGAAAGUACUUGGAGGCAAAGCUGAAGUACCAGAAUUUCCGAGCUUAACGAACCUGACCGUACUAGGUUCAUAUGCCUUUGAACAGCCGAUAUCUCAAUCAGAUUGGCAUUGUCUUUGCAUGCAUCGUAAUUUAAAGACGUUGAAAAUACAUCUGACAAUUUUAGAAGAUAUAUUUUGUAUCUUACCAAGUAUGCCAAAUUUGGAAGAACUAUACUUAUCGUCCCUUUUGAACGUUAUUGAAUUCGAAGAUGAGAAAAAAAUGAACGGUUUUAGAACGGUCGCAAGGUCGAUAUCAUCAAAAUUACUCAAAUUUCAUUUUGAAACUGGAAGACUACAUCAGGAACCAAAUGACAGCUGCCGGUAUGAGUUUUAUUAUGAAUUGCAAUUUCAACAGCUGAAAGACUUUAUGAAUCUGCUGUUCAGAAAUAGCAGCAAUCAAUUGCAAUCAUUGACAUUAAUUCUGAUUAGUAGUGAUCCACAGUUUACUAGUUUUAAUGAGUUACAAACAUGGAAAAACACCAUCUUCCCUCACCUUACGAAAUUCGAAUAUCGGAUUCGUACCGAUAACAGUCCAUCUCAAGAUCACUUUUUUAAUAUUGAAAACUUGUCAGAUAACACCUUCGAAAGUUAUACUGAUCCUAAACCGAUUCGUUUCUAUCAUCCUCCUUCGGAAACGCUUCAAUGGACUGUUACUAUUUUAACAAAACAAAAAUUAUACA